Messenger RNA from Opisthorchis viverrini, 408 nucleotides. RefSeq lists its product as hypothetical. NCBI's taxonomy places the organism in Eukaryota, Metazoa, Platyhelminthes, Trematoda, Opisthorchiida, Opisthorchiidae. The record is from RefSeq and is a predicted model, not a curated record. The transcript has a single exon. The coding region runs from base 1 to 408 and encodes 135 amino acids.
AUGUCAAACAACAUUUCAAGCUUGUUGUUCCGUUCGAUCCCGCAAGGAAAGGGUCAAAUGCACCUAAGAUUCUAUAAAGUGGAAAAACGGGAUUUACGAGAAAAAACUAUUGGUAGACCCAAAGACAGCAAUGGAUUAUCCAUCAACUUUACUUUCCGGUUCUCAAAGGCUAUGAAACCCGUUAUCACUGAGUUUCUAUUGGUCGCAGGCAUGCUAGGUUGUGGAACACCCCAAUCUGUCAAUAGUGCAUCCGAAUCCCAUUUCGAAAUCCAGCUUUGCUUAUCCAUCAGAGGAUCGACUGUGUGCCCCACCUGUCCAGUAAAUUCAGUGGUCGUAUACUAUCGGCGGAAUGCCACAGAGGAUAGUCAGUGGGUGGGCCUCAAUCCAAUAGGACUUGUAGCGGACUAG